AUGAGUUAUCAUUAUGAUGGUAUACCGGAUAUAGAAAUAGACUUAUAUUGGAAUAAAGCGAGAAACCACCUCUUGAAAGCACAAGUGGAAUGUGAGGAGUCAUUAAAGUUACUUUCUACCAUUCGGUCCGAGAUGGAUAGCUGUCAAAAAUCCAGACUUAAACUGCAAUUCAUACUUAAUUGUUUGGUAAAUCAGGUUGAGUUUUUUAGCUCAGUCAUAUUAGAGAAGUGUAUUGCUGUUGAAUUACUAGAUAACGAAUGGUCGAAAGUGGUACUGGUCGGAGUUGUGAAAGAUCUUAAUUAUUGGCAGGAUGAGAUAACCAAUAAGAUAAAUGCGUUGAAAAACACCAAGUAUGAUCUAAACGCUGAGUAUAAAAGUUUGGCAGAUUUUAUUUGUGAAGAUCAUGUUGAGAUCCUACAACAAAAGCUUGAUGAGGUACCGUUCAUUAAGAAACAGGUGUCUAACAUACGACAACAUUACAAAUCUAUUAAGGAAGGUGUACAGUAUCAACUGAAAGCUGGUAAGGUAAAAAAGUUGAAAAAAUACUAUGAAACGCAUUUCAGCAGAGACAACCAUUUGUUUGAGCUUUUAGAAGGUGAGUAUUUAACCAAAUUGAAUUCUUAUGAAUCUGAGCUUACCGAUUAUAUAAGAUCAAUCACGGAUCAUUUUGAUAAGUGCAGCAUAUUAAAAGCUGAUGGGUUGCCACCACAAGACCUAAAGGACCUAUUCGAAGUUGUUAAAAAUGAUGAUGCUGAAUUGGAGCAUAUCAGGGAACUAAUUUACGAAAGUGAUGCUGAGAUUACUCAAUUUUAUAAAAAUGUUGAAGGAACAAUAACAAGCAUUAAAGAAAACGUCGCAGACUUUUACGGUUUGUCAACAAAAAUCAUGGUGGAAUUGGAAAAAUGUGAGGAGUAUGUGUCUAUUUUUCAAGAUAUUGCCAAAUUAGUCUCAGUUUAUAAGGAAUCUUGUAUUCGAAAGAUUGAACAGGUUCAAGAGUUAUGCGAAGUUUAUGAUAAAUUCAAAAAGGCAUAUUUCAAUCUAUUGAAGGAACGAGAAAGGAGAAAAUCGGUUGCGAUACAAAUGAAAAGCAUUCUUGAUGAAUGCAAAGGAAAGUUAAUGGCUUUGAAUGAAGAUGAUUUGGAUCAUAGACAGCAGUUUUUACAUGAAAAUGGAGAUUAUUUGCCAGAAAACAUAUGGCCUGGGAAGAUUGAUGACAUGACCCCGCUGUAUAGUCUAGAAUACACCAUAUACAAUGAACAAAAAUAG
Messenger RNA from Kluyveromyces marxianus DMKU3-1042, 1266 nucleotides. It is a transcript of the gene ATG17, whose product is annotated as protein kinase regulatory subunit ATG17. Bases 1 to 1266 code for a protein of 421 amino acids. The record is from RefSeq and is a predicted model, not a curated record. Gene Ontology annotation, molecular function: molecular adaptor activity; protein kinase activator activity. The transcript has a single exon. Lineage: Eukaryota; Fungi; Ascomycota; Saccharomycetes; Saccharomycetales; Saccharomycetaceae. Gene Ontology annotation, cellular component: Atg1/ULK1 kinase complex; phagophore assembly site. Gene Ontology annotation, biological process: autophagosome assembly; autophagy of peroxisome; activation of protein kinase activity.